This is a messenger RNA of Dipodomys spectabilis (banner-tailed kangaroo rat), 954 nucleotides long. Its product is annotated as olfactory receptor 6N2. The transcript has a single exon. Gene Ontology annotation, biological process: G protein-coupled receptor signaling pathway. NCBI's taxonomy places the organism in Eukaryota, Metazoa, Chordata, Mammalia, Rodentia, Heteromyidae. Gene Ontology annotation, molecular function: olfactory receptor activity; G protein-coupled receptor activity. The record is from RefSeq and is a predicted model, not a curated record. Bases 1 to 954 code for a protein of 317 amino acids. Gene Ontology annotation, cellular component: membrane.
AUGGAGCCCCACAACCACUCCAGCCUGACUGAUUUUGUGCUCCUUGGCUUCCCCAGCGUGGGACAUGUCAGGGGCUGGCUUUUUGUCCUGCUGCUGCUGGCUUACCUGUUCACCAUAGGUGGCAACACACUCAUCUUCUUGGUCAUUCGACUGGACCCAGCACUUCACAAACCCAUGUACCACUUUGUCAGCGUUCUCUCCUUCUUGGAGCUGUGGUACACCGCCACCACCAUCCCCAAGAUGUUAGCAAAUCUGCUCAGUGAGAAGAAAACCAUUUCUUUUGCAGGUUGCCUGCUGCAGACCUACUUCUUCCAUUCCCUGGGGGCCUCUGAAUGUUACCUUCUUACAGCCAUGGCCUAUGACCGAUACUUGGCUAUUUGUCGGCCUCUCCACUACCCUGCAAUCAUGACCUCAACGCUCUGUGCCAAGAUGGCCGCUGGCUGUUGGACCUGUGGCUUUCUGUGUCCCAUUUCUGAGGUGAUCCUGGUCUCUCAGCUCCCCUUCUGCGACUACAAUGAAAUCCAACAUAUCUUCUGUGACUUUCCACCUCUUUUGAGCCUGGCGUGCAAGGACACAUCUACGAACGUUUUGGUGGACUUCACUGUCAAUGCCUUCAUCAUCCUUGUCACCUUCCUCUUCAUCAUGGUUUCUUAUGGGAGAAUCAUCGGGGCAGUGCUGAAGAUCAAAACCGCGGCAGGAAGAAAGAAGGCUUUUUCUACCUGCGCCUCCCAUCUCACAGUGGUGCUCAUCUUCUUUGGGAGCAUCAUCUUCAUGUACGUUCGGCUAAAGAAGAGCUACUCCCUGACCCUGGACCGGACACUUGCUGUAGUCUACUCAGUGCUAACACCACUGGCCAAUCCCAUUAUCUACAGUCUUCGAAACAAGGAACUCAUUAAGGCCAUUAAGCGGACCAUCUUCAGGAAGGGGGAGAAGGCUUGCCCCACUCACCACUGA